AAUAAGCUCCUGCCAAACACGCAUUCCACGCAACACUCACACAAGUCAAGACAAGCUGUCAAUCUGUCAAUCUCUUUCUUUCGCCGAGUUUGUUGUUUCUUUCUUUCUUUUCAUCUCUCUUCUGCUGUGCCUCUCAAGAUGGCCCAAGCCCCCCUUCCACCCACCGUCAUCGCCCAAAAACAAUCUUUCCUCGCUACUCAGGCUCGUCUGCUCUCCCAACCCCUGCAACCCUCUCGUGCCUGGCUCGCCGCCAACGAGGCCGCCGAGUCCUCCAUCCCGGACCCCGUCGUCGAGCACGUCGCCGCCCGCCUCAACACGACCUUGCUGCAGCACUCGCGACGCGCCUACUCUCACCAAGCGAGCCGUCACGUCGCCGAGCAAAUUGACGCGUUGUACCUAUCUCAACUGUCGGCCGCGCGAAAUGACCCCUCCGAGGGUCUAUCCCUCUCUUUGGACCUGUCCGAAGAGACUGCCGUAAGGUCGCUUCCCUUGGCAUGGCCAGCCGAGCGUGAUGCAACUAGCUUUCCUAUGGAAGUCAAAAGGUACGCUGAAGUCGCUGGCCGCUUGAAAGAGCUCGCCGAGAAGAGGCAGCAAACCAGAGCACGUGUUGAACGGCUACGGCGCAUGAAGGCACUACUCGAUCCCUUCCGCACCGGAGAUGCCGGCGCGGGUGUGCAAGAGAAUCUCGUCACCCGCGAUGGCGAGAUUGAAAAGGAGAUGGAGAAGAUGCGUGCCCUACUGGCUCGUGUAGGUGGUCGUGUAGGACUCCUACCCGAGGCCACCGAGUCUGCAGACCUGCUCAGAGCGGACAAUUCCUUGAUUGUAGAGCCUGUGGCUACAGGAGAGAAGCGCAAACUCGACGAUCUUCUCGACAGCUUCUGAAUGACCACAUUAAGAGGUCCAAAUUGACAUUCAAAGCGCACCUGUGGGAAAGCAACGGUAGGGUAGCUCAGGCAAAAGGAUUUUGUAUUCAAGUUGUAAAGUGGCGUUAGGUUCUAGGUUUUAAGGAUACCCCCGGAUUUAUGAAAACUACUUUUUUUCUCUGUAAUCCCGGCACGUUCAAUCUGAGACGUAUAUCAAGCUUGAAAGCCGAACGUGUAUCCCAAGGAAUCAGCGCCAGGGGUCGCUCUCCUUCUCUUGCUAGCAUCAGAGCGAGACAGCUUUGAAGCAUCGCUGAGGUCCUCACUGGUAGGCCGAAUGCUCUUCUUUCUCUGUUUGAUUUCUCCUUCAAGCGUGGCAUCUUUGGCACUGUCAUCCACAUCCAGACCUUUUGACUUCUUGUCACCCGGCUCUGAGGUUUUUGGAACUGCCUCCUCUUGGGGAUAUAAGCUUGGCCUCACAACCCGAAGGUUGCUAAUAACUUCUUCUUGAUCUUCAUCCGAUACCUUGGAGUACACUCGAAGUCCCACUACAGCCACAGCGUUCCAUGGAUCUCUCUCAAACUCGUCUUGUUCCUCGGCAGGCGCACCAGGGGGUGGCUGCGGCGGCAGACGGUCUGUACUGGGCUCCCGCUUUUCAACAGCGUCAAUUUCAAGCUCCAAUUCCCGCUCAGAAAGUUCCGACAUGGAUGAUAUACUUGCAAUGUCAUCGUCGUCUGACUCGCAUGGGUAAGGUGCGGAAUACUCCGAUGGGGGUGCUGCUUCACUCAUCGCCUCCUCGACAUCUUGAAGGGUAGCCUCCUGCACCUCGUUCCUGACUUUGACUACCUCGCGC
Colletotrichum scovillei is the source of this 1713-nucleotide messenger RNA. RefSeq lists its product as uncharacterized. Gene Ontology annotation, cellular component: Mis6-Sim4 complex. Lineage: Eukaryota; Fungi; Ascomycota; Sordariomycetes; Glomerellales; Glomerellaceae. The record is from RefSeq and is a predicted model, not a curated record. The coding region runs from base 139 to 882 and encodes 247 amino acids. The transcript is spliced from 2 exons.